Messenger RNA from Paramecium tetraurelia, 3495 nucleotides. RefSeq lists its product as uncharacterized. The transcript has 6 exons. The record is from RefSeq and is a predicted model, not a curated record. Lineage: Eukaryota; Ciliophora; Oligohymenophorea; Peniculida; Parameciidae. Gene Ontology annotation, cellular component: plasma membrane. Gene Ontology annotation, molecular function: ATPase-coupled intramembrane lipid carrier activity; magnesium ion binding; ATP hydrolysis activity. Gene Ontology annotation, biological process: phospholipid translocation.
AUGGAACGUAAACUCUACUUCGGGACUACACAACAAUUGUAAAAUAAGCAAUACUAAUAUCCAACUAAUUUUAUACGGACAAGCAGGUACAAUAUGAUAACCUUCCUACCAUAUUCCUUAGCAUUGCAAUUCUAAAGGAUGGCAAACAUCUAUUUUCUUAUUAUUGCUAUCUUGUCUUUUUUUAAAUCCAUUUCCCCAUUUAGCCCUAUAAAUUCUAUUGCACCUUUGCUCUUUGUGGUGUCCUUGUCCAUGUUAAGAGAUGGAUAUGAAGAUUAUCAAAAACAUCUUAGUGACAAUGAAUUGAAUUCAUCUCCCACUACCAUUUGGACUAGUGGGGGUUUUGUGAAGAAAACAUGGAAAGAUGUACUCAUGGGAGAUAUAAUAAAAAUUGAUGAAUUGGAAAUAAUCUCUGCUGACAUAGUGGUGUUAUAAACCUCUUAAGACGGGAUCUGUUUUAUCGAAACCUCCUCUUUGGAUGGGGAGAAGAAUUUGAAACCGAAACAAGCAGUCAAAGAGACCUAAACUAUGGAAUGCAGAGAAGGAGUUAUUGAAUGUAUAAAUCCGAAUGCUUUGCUUUACAAUUUCGAUGGAACACUCUUUUUGGAGAGCAAGAAAAUUCAAUUAACACAUAAGAACUUUUUAUUGAGAGGAUCAAAAUUGAAAAAUGUUAAAUGGGCCAUAGGAGUUGUGGUUUAUACUGGAAUAGACACAAAAGUAAUGAGGAAUUCCGAGAAGCAGAAAAACAAAAUGAGCAACAUAGACAGAUUGAUUAAUGUCAGAAUUAUUUAUAUCUUGAUUAUGCAGACAUUUUCUUGCCUAAUUUUAGCAAUUAUCUAUGGAAUUAAUUGCGACAUUCAUAACAUAAAUUUUGAUUACUUUAAUGAUGAUAUCUAUGAUCCAGACAUCCCUAAUUGUGCUUUGGCUUCAUUGAUGACCUUUGCAGCCUAUUUCCUACUUUUAAACACUCUUAUACCAAUAAGUCUAAUAGUAUCUUUGGAAUUUGUAAAAGUAGGUUAGGGAAUAUUUAUGUAAAAGGAUAGGGAAAUGUACACUGCUGAAAAUGAUAAGUAUGUCAAAGUGUUUAGUACGACUAUUAACGAGGAAUUGGGGUAGGUUCAAUAUGUAUUUUCAGAUAAAACAGGUACUUUAACUUGUAACAAAAUGGAAUUCAAAUUAUCUGUCUGUGGAAAUGAAACUUAUGGAGAUGUAUCCAUGUUUGAUAAGCAUGAAAUGAGCACUUUUGUAGGUAAUUAGAUCAUAAGAAGACAGAGCACUUUGCAUUCUAGAAGAUCCACAGUUGUUAAUGAAAAAGCUGGCAUUGAAUAUACAUUCUCUGGUGCAGUCAUUUAAUCGAUCAUUACUGAAACUGAUCCUAUGAAGAAUCCUAAUAUAGGUCUUAAUGUGGAUACCUAUUUGAUCAGAAAUCAAGGAGAUUUAGUCAAGGAAAACCUUAUGUUGCUAGCCACUUGUCAUGAGUGUGUUCUUGAAUUUUAAGAUGAUGGCACAUUUAAUUAUCAAGGACCAUCUCCAGAUGAAAUAGCAUUAGUGGAUGCUGCUAGAAGGUUAAACAUAGUCUAUAGAGGGAUUACAAUGGGUAUGAUGGAAGUAGAUGUGCUUGGGGUUAAGGAAAAGGUUGAACUUCUGUUUUCCUUUGAAUUUAAUAGUGAUAGAAAGAGAAUGUCUGUAAUCAUUAAGCACAAGGGUGUGAUUAAACUAUAUACUAAAGGCGCUGAUGCAAUUAUCAAAUAAAGAUUGGGUCCGAAUCAACCAUUUCUAGCUGGGAUUGAUAAAAAAUUGGAUAUGUUCUCAAGGAAGGGAUUGAGAACUCUAUGCUUAGCUAUGAGAGUUCUUGAUGAGAAAUAAUUCAAUGAAUUUUCAUAAGCUAUGAAUGAUACUCUCGGUGGGAAUGACGCUGAAAAAUAGUAAACUGAAUUAAUUAAUAAAAUUGAACAGAAUCUUACACUCAUUGGAGCUACGGCUGUUGAGGAUAAAUUAUAAGACGAUGUUCCAGAAACAUUAGCAGAUUUUCUUAAAGCAAAUAUUAAUGUGUGGAUGUUGACUGGAGAUAAGUUGGAAACAGCUGAAAAUAUUGGCAGAUCCUGUAAUUUGCUAUAAGAGUAAAUGGAUGUUUUCUUUUUAACUCCUGGUUGUGAUAUCCUAUAAAUAUUUAAUAGAAUCGCAGAUCAUGUUAUAUAGAAACCUACUACUAAAAGAGCUAUGAUUAUAGAAGGUAUUGUAUUGGCUGUUCUGAGUGAAAAUGAAAAUCUAACUAAAUAUUUAGUUUUGUUAGCUCCUCAUCUUCAUACAGUUAUUUGUUGUAGGGUAACUCCAAAACAAAAAGCAGAUAUGGUUAGAUUAGUUAAGAAUGAAUUAGGAAAGAUUACUCUGGCAGUUGGAGAUGGUGCUAAUGAUGUUAAUAUGAUUUAGGAGGCACAUAUUGGUAUUGGGAUUUAUGGUCAAGAAGGUAUGAGAGCUGUUUAAGCUAGUAAUUAUGCUAUUGGUGAAUUUAAAUGUCUUUGGAAAUUAGUGUUAUUUCAUGGAAGAUAGAACUACAUUCGUAUUUCUGAAAUGAUUUUAUACUUCUUUUACAAAAAUAUCAUAUUCACUGUCCCUCAAUUCUAUUUUGCCUUCUUUUGUGGAUUAACUGGAACCAGUGUGUUUGAUGAAUUCUUUGUCUCAUUUUACAACACAGUGUUUACAUUCCUACCUGUGGUCAUAAGAGCCAUUUUUGAUGAAGAUGUUUUCUAUACACAAUAAAGAAAGGAAACAUUAUUAGGCAGCAAAAGAAUUACAUAAGGAGUAGAGGAGAAUGACAUACUCAAAUAAAGUUAUCCAUUGCUUUAUUACAUUGGACAAAAAAACACUAUAUUUACAAACGAAAAAUUUUUUAAAUGGUUUUCAAUUGGAAUUUUCUAAGGAUUGGCAUGCUUCUUUUCGUUUUACCUAGAAUUAAAUGAUACUACUUUCAUUAAACAAUCUGGAUAUAACAAUGAUUUAUGGUUCUUUAGUAUGUCAAUGUCUACUGCCAUCAUGAUACUAGUCACAUUAAAACUAGCUUUGAAUACUCAAUUUUGGACAAUCAUAACAUGGAUUGCCUAUUUAGGAACCAGUCUAGGUACUUACUUUGCUUAUAUGUGGAUAUCCAACAUUAUACCUUCAGCUGCCAUCUUUGGAACUACUUAGAUGCUAUUUUCAAGCUAUGCGUUUUAUCUUAGUCUGGCAUUAUCUGUAUUAUCAAUGUUUAUUCUUGAUUUAUUGAUGUUCACUAUCAAGACAUCAAAGGACACUUUACUUAACUAUAUGAAAAGAUAAGCUAGAUAAAAUUAACAAUUAGAUAUCGCUAAAAUAUCCAAGUUAGAGAAAAAACUAUAAGAACAAAUUUCAGAAAUGGAAAUGCCUGGAUUUGAAUUGUUUCAAAAAAGAAGUUUGGUUGAUUCUAGUUUCUCAUUAAGUGAUAAUACUUCAAAAGAUGGAGAUAGAAAGGAUAAUUAAUGA